This is a messenger RNA of Suillus clintonianus, 936 nucleotides long. RefSeq names its product glutathione S-transferase. Lineage: Eukaryota; Fungi; Basidiomycota; Agaricomycetes; Boletales; Suillaceae. The record is from RefSeq and is a predicted model, not a curated record. Bases 1 to 936 code for a protein of 311 amino acids. Gene Ontology annotation, molecular function: glutathione transferase activity. Gene Ontology annotation, cellular component: cytoplasm. The transcript is spliced from 8 exons.
AUGACCUCCACAACAGACGUAUCGGGCCAGAGCGACAUCGGUAAAUUGAAGACAGAGUCAGACGGCUCUUUCAAAAGAGCUGCAGCGAGCUUCAGGAACUUUAUCAAGAACGAUGGCAAAUUCACGCCGGAGAAAGCAUGGGCUACCAGAACUCUGAUCACUCGGAAACUGAAAGGACUCGAGGAUUUCAUCCCUUUUUCCGCAGUGUCCCCUCACAUGGGCCAACAAGGCUGGCCGUUCAAGAACGCAGAUCCAAGCUGGGCAGACGCAGAUAACGACCCAGAACACCCAAACUUCCAGCACGUCAAAGAUCUCUACCUCCUCGCUGAUCCGAACUACGGCGGCAGAUUCACGGUCCCGGUGCUGUGGGACAAGAAGCUCAAUACUAUCGUUAACAACGAAAGCUCCGAAAUUAUCCGCAUAUUCAAUACUGCUUUUAAUCACUUGCUUCCUGCUGAUAAAGCGGCGGUUGAUAUUUACCCCGAGGCACACCGCCAGGAGAUCGACAGUAUCAAUGAGUGGGUGUAUGACACUGUGAACAAUGGCGUGUACAAAUCCGGGUUCGCAGCAUCCCAAUCCGCGUACGAAAAUGCCGUCUUCCCUCUAUUCAAAUCCCUCGACCGACUCGAGGAGAUACUCAAAGGCAAGGAUUACCUCGUGGGCAACACCCUCACCGAAGCAGACAUCAGGUUAUUCGUCACAACCAUCCGCUUCGAUCCCGUGUACGUAGGCCACUUCAAAUGCAACUUGCGCGAUAUCCGUCACGGGUACCCUAACAUCAACCUCUGGAUGAAGAAGUUGUACUGGAACAACGACGCUUUCAAAUCAAGCACCAAGUUCGAUCAUAUCAAAGAGCAUUACUACUGGUCACAGAUACUGGUGAACCCCACCAGGGUAGUUGCCGCUGGGCCACUCCCGCACAUCGAGCCUCUGUAA